UCAUGCCGAACGGACGCUCACGCUGCGUCGAUUUCUCGCGGACGAAGAAAACUGGGGGAAGAAUUCGCCAGAUUUUGUUUAUUUACAUGCGUUACAUGGCUCUUUAAUUGGCUGCGCGAGUGUGGACGAGUGUUUGAGGGUGUGUGUGCAAAAAUAAUUUGCUUUAUUUUUUUUACACUUUUUUUUUACAUUCGAAAGUGCCUACCGAAAUACAAAAAAAAAAUUAACCAAAAAAAAAUCAAGUAAAAUAAAAAAGAAAGAUAGAAAAGAGAGUGUGUGUGUGAGAGUGUGUUAACCUGGGUACAGGCAUUAUGGACCGAUGCAUGUGAACUGACAGGAAAUAGAGCGCCAUUAAGCCAACAACAGCACAUCACAUCACAUCAAAAGGCAGUUAGAACCAUGGAAAGACGCGGCCCAAACAGAUUUGCUAAUUGAGGUCGUUGUCUAGAUUUCGCAGCGCACAAAUCGCACGCCAUUUUCUAGCAUGCUCUAGGAAUAUUACGAAACCCAAUCGAAAUUUAAAGGAAAACGCCGAAUUACACACGUCAAGACACGUUUGAAACGGAAGCGGAAGCGGAAACGGAAGUAGGUGAAGGUGGAAGAAGCAGAGAACAAGUGAGCGAGAGAGAGGGAAACAUUUGAGAAGCCACGCCCACAACAUGAGUAGCAUGAAGGGCGGCUUCUCCACACUGAAUCGCUGGUUUGGCCGGAAAAAGGACAAAUCCGGCACUGGCAGCUCCUCCAUGGGCAAGCUGUCCAAGUCGUCGACACAGCUGCACCAUUUGUCCACGGACACGGACUUGAACGAGACUAGUCAGCUGGAGUACAACCGGAUAACGCCAGUGCCCGCGGCCACCAGCAAUGCGCCCUUCGAGCAGACAUUCCGCAUCACCGUUCUGCUGCCCAAGGAACAGCUCUUUGUGGCCCGCCUGGGAGCCAGGGUGCCGCUGAGCAAGCUCCUUUCGCUCGUCUGCGACAACAAGCAACUGGAUGCGGACAAGUACGAGUUCCGGAGUCCAGUGGACGCUAGUCAGGUGUACAGCUGCGAAUCGACGAUCGGAGCAGUGGGUCUCUCGGAGAUUCGGCUGUGCCACAAGUCGGAGUCCUACGACACCUUCAAUCCGGAUGUGAUGCACAAGUUCCAGCGCACCGGAGCGGCGCGGGAUUCCCUAAGCAGCAGUUCCGAUUUCAGCAGCAGUCGUCACUCGAAGGUUACGGCCAAAACGCCAAGUCCGUAUAGUUCCAGCAACUCGCUGAACUCGAUGGACUCCACGGGCAUGAACUAUACGCGUACGCCGGUGGUGGUGCCGCCGGCAAAGGUUUUGGCACCACCGCCGCGCAAAAAGCGAACGGCACCGAGGCCGCCGAGUCAGAUUUGCAUCCCGGAACAGUCGGUUCCGGACAUUCCGGCUAGCGAGCCCGCCUAUGCGGUGAUUGUCAAGCGUCCGCAGCUCUGCAUGUCCACGCCGAAUCUCUCUGGACCACCGGAGUUGGAUUGUAAUGGCAACAGUAGCGCCAAGUCACCGGAUGCCGACUCCACGGACGGUCACUAUGCCACCUUGGAGCUAAAGCCUCCGGUGGCAGGUGGUCCCGAACCGACUCCCCGCAAGCGAUUGCUGCAGAUCAAGAAGAAAACGGCACCGGCACCACCGCCGGACUUCCAAAGUGGCGGGGAUAACAUAUCACUGGCCUCGCUGCCACUUCCUGAAGCGGUGACUACUCCGAAUAUUCCGCAGCCAGCUCCCAGGAUCACCACACCAUUGCCCAUUGCGCCGGCGGUUAAUCCGCCAUUGCCUUUUGUGAAUGGCAAUGGAUCACCACCUCCAACCAAUGGCAAUGUAUCCAAAGUCCUUCUAAAUAGAACUCCCACGCCGGAGCCCCGAUCUUUGGGCAGUGCCGCCGAGGAUGAUGACAAUGAUGCGGCUUCCAAGCAAGCGGAUUCGGGCAUUGGAGAGCCGGCACCAUCGCCCUCGGCUUCACCGGAACCCGAGGCGGAGGAGAAAUCCCAGCAGGAAUCCAGUUCCGAGGACGACGAGGCCAUCAAGGUGUACAAUUUCAAGCUGUGCCAGACCACCAAGCAAAAUGAGCCCACCAGUUUGGCGGAACUGGCAGUGCUGACGGCGCAAGAGGAGGAGGAGCAGGAGGAGCAAGUGCAGCCACCGCUGACCAAUGGAACCCCCUUGAGCGAGACCUCAAUCACCUCGUGGAACUACUCGGUGCCCAUAUCGCCGCCUCCCGACUUUUCCGAUCCGAAAAUGCAGAAGCUUAAGGGUUCUGCGAGUCCCGGUUCGCCGCUGGACGAGAUUGUGGAUGAACUGGCGACCAUAAUCAAUCAACAACGUCUGGACACGCUGAUCAAGAAGCAGCCCGAUCCACGGCUGGCGGAGAUUGAGGCGCCGAAACCGAAUCGAUUGGCCAAUUUCAGCAUAGCCACGGCCACGGCCAAAAUUGGACGAGCCGACUCGUUUCAGGCGGUGGGAGGAGGAGGAUUAGGAGGAGGAGGAUCAGAGGAGGUAACAUCCCUCAGUCUUCGCAGCUCCUCGCAUCUCUCCCUGAACAAACUGGAGCAGCAGCAGAAUGGCAUCAGUGGCCUGGGCACGAGGCGCUCCUCCAGCGAGCUGAGCAUCGGUGAAUCGCCCUCGUUGCAAAGUCUCGAGGUGAUCAAGACCAUCUUGAACUCGCGGAAGAACAGCUUGGCUGAGAGUGGAGGCAGUGCAUCAUCAUCAUUAUCAUCGCCUGUUACAGAGCAACCAAAGAUCAUCGAGAAGGUGGAAGGGCUGGAGAAGCUGGCCAAAGAAGAGUCUUCUGUGGAGGAGGAAGUGGUUACCAAGCAGUCGUCAGCCACUCCUGUCCAGAAACAGUCGACUCCGACUACUCCUUCUCCUCCUGCUGUUGAGAAAUUAUUAUCUUACCCUGUUGAGAAACCAUCAGCUUCUCCUGUUGAGAAAUCAUUACCUUCUCCUGUCCAGAAACAAUCGAUUCCUUCUCCUUCUCCUGCUGUUGAGAAAUCAUCACCUUAUCCUCUGCAAAAACAGUCGACUCCUCCUGCUGUUGUGAAACCAUCACCCAAUCCUGUCCAGAAACAAUCGACUCCUCCUCCUUCUCCUGCUGUUGAGAAAGUAUUACCUUCUCCCGUUGAGAAAUCAUCACCUUCUCCUGUUGAGAAACCCUCACCCACUCCAAUACAAAAGCAGCUUUCUUCGCCAGUUGAGAAGCCUUUAUCCUCGCCUGUGGUGACUCAGCAGGUGACUCCAUUGGCUCAGAAGCAAUCCCCGCCAGUGGCCAAAAAGCCAUCGCCCCCGGUGGUCAAGAAGAUGCCAGAGGUUUCACCAGUUCAAGUGGUCAAAGAGGAAGUUCCCAGCUCGCCAGUCAGUCCGGUUAACCUGAGGAGUACCCAACCAAGUCAACCCAUUGAAUCCGCUCCCAGCUCCAAGCCCCUGCCACCCACUUAUCGCUAUUCGGGGCCACCGAGCAUUAAUUUCGCCACCUGGAGCGAACGACCCAAGUCGACGGUGGCCAUCAAGAACGAGGGAGACUAUAUCUUUGGUGGGGCUGGGCAGGCCAAUCAAAGGAUCACCUCGCAGCCGCCUGCCAAGCUCACCAUCGAGGUGGCUUCACCCAUUCUGAGGAUGGGCAUUCCGCAGCGAAAGGAGUACCACGUUCCCAUUACGGUUAAGCCGCUAAAGGAUGCGGGUUUGGAGGAGAAGCAAGAGGAAAAGCUGGAGAAACCCGAGGUCAAAGAGCAGCCAAUUCAAGAGGAAACCUUUUCCGUUCAGGUUAGACUCAAGCCGCAGCCGAAACCCUUGGAGAAACCCUUGGUUCAGAACCAAAAUCAAUCUUCCACCCUGCCGCGUCCAGCCAAGACCAAUAGAUUCACCCUGCCCGCUGGCCAAAGCAACCAGGUGGUGGUCUCUAGCCUGGCCAGCUCCAAUUCCCUGCCUCGUCCGGUCUCCAGUCUGGAGAGGAAUCGACCAGGAGCAGUGGAACCAGCUAAUCCCGCUCCCUUUGGCCAGAACACCCUGCGGCGCACGGGUUUCAAGGAGCGCAUGUUGGCCAGGGAGCAGCAGGAACAAGAGCAGGCCUUGAGGAUUAGGGUCUCUGGGGUGUCGGUGAAUGGAAAUCACACUCCUUCUCCAGCAGCUGCAGCUGCUCCUGCUCCUGCCACGCCCACAUCCCCGCCAGAAACCAAGCCAGCGCCGCCGGCAAAGAAUGCGAAUGUGGUGCUCAAGUCCACCAAAGUGGAGCUGAAGCUCCAGGAGCCACCGGAAACUAGGGGGCUACAGAUCAAGCUAAAGUCCUCGGUAUCCCAGCCAGCGGCCACGCCCUCGCCGCCGCCACCGCCUCCCGUACUUCCGGCUCUGAAGCCCCUGAAGGCCCGGGAAAACGGAAGCGGAAACGGAAGUGGACGCAGUCCCACAUCACCGGAUCCGCGCUCCCAACUCCUGGAUGCGAUACGGAAUUUCAAACGCGAGGAGCUCAACCGAUCCUGAGUUUUUGCGAAAAUAAACAUUAUUAGAUAAAGAAAUAACAAGAAAAAUCAGGCACAAAAUCACAAAAGCAGCGCACAAGUUAUAUAUUUUUUAAACCGUUAACAGUAAAUUUUGUGUUGAGUUUGUAAAUAAUUUCGAAAAAGAAACGCCAAGAUUUAGUAGAACUUUUUUUUGCACAAACCCAUCCCCCUCCCUAAAAAACCCAGCGCUUCUAAAGCGCCUAAUACCCCAAUUUUUUUAACUAAUCUUAGUUUUUUGUUAUGAACUAUGUAGUUUUUUAAUUAUUUGUUUUAGUCAUUAGGUCACAAGAGAACCCAAAAAAGAAAAAAACUGAAAAAUACAAGAUAAAGAAAAACGAAAAGCGAAAGAUUUAUCUAAUAUACACGUAUGUUAUUAUGCCUAUAUAAUAUUUCGUAUGUCAUAGUGAAAUAUAGUAACCAAUUUUCUAACCAAUGGGACUGGUCUACUUAGUCGUGUCAAAUAAACAAAAAUCAAAUGGUAGCGAAAACAA
This is a messenger RNA of Drosophila takahashii, 5001 nucleotides long. Its product is annotated as proline-rich protein 36. The record is from RefSeq and is a predicted model, not a curated record. NCBI's taxonomy places the organism in Eukaryota, Metazoa, Arthropoda, Insecta, Diptera, Drosophilidae.